This is a messenger RNA of Plasmodium vivax (malaria parasite P. vivax), 5041 nucleotides long. RefSeq lists its product as hypothetical. The transcript is spliced from 11 exons. Bases 311 to 5041 code for a protein of 1576 amino acids. The record is from RefSeq and is a predicted model, not a curated record. NCBI's taxonomy places the organism in Eukaryota, Apicomplexa, Aconoidasida, Haemosporida, Plasmodiidae.
AAGCGCAGUUUUACUGGAACCCCAGCAAAAAAAAAAAAAAGGAAAAGGGAAAAUGUUCAAGUGUACUAUUAAAAAAAGAAAAAAGAAAAUAGUGGCAUUUUAAAUGGCACGGUUAUGUCUUUGUCAUAUCAAAAUGAAACUGCAACGUUUUUGAUAAACAAAAAAAUCGGACAUAUCGACGGGAAAGAAAAGCUUUUCGAAUAUACAAAAGAAAAAAAACGUGAACCACAUUUUGCAAAUAAAAAAAGACAGAACUGAUCAAACCCUUUGCACACACACAACAUAUAGCAGCGAUAAUCAUUCCAAUUCUAUGGUUAACCCAAAUUUUCCAACUAAUGGAAAUAGACGAAAGGAAAUGAAUGAUGAAACGAUAUAUGGUUACAGCAACAAAGAGGUCAAGAAUAAAAUUUUAGACAAAGAGAAUAUGAUAAAAAAUAAAGUUUAUAACAGAGCUAGCAGUAGUUUGAAAAAAAAAAAUUAUUACGAAAAGUUAAAUGCCGCCAAUAAUGAGGAAAAGGAAUUUGUCAAGCCGAAAAACACCGUUCUGAGUGAACAUAUUGGCAAAAAUUACGUCGAAAAGAAGUAUGGCGACAACAACAAUUUGGCGAAGGAUCGAUCCAAGUUUCGAAGGAUUGGUUACUAUAAUGAGGAGAAUAGCUUAAAAGCGAAUUCCGCGUAUGACGAUGUGAAUAAUGCAGCGGCAGGUAAGGGUGUUGUCCCCAACUCCAUUGGCAACCCUCCGCAUCGCAAGUUUAACGAUUUAAAGGCGGUUCCAGGUGGAGGUGGCGGCAACAACACCGAGGUGGUUGUGAACAGCGCGAAAGGUGGCGCCGCGGAGGGGGCACACAGUCAGAAGCAAAAUUUCGAUCACUUCGGAAAGAAGAAUUUAAUGUAUACCAAAAGUAACAAUGAUCAUAACGCGAAUUAUAACUACUCCAAGAUGAGCAGGAAUCAGAACAAGUAUGGCAAUGCCGAUUUUAGGGAUCCCCCACAAGGGGCAGUUCCGGUAGGGACAACAGGGGUAGCAACACAAGGGGUGGCACCACCGUUACCACCUCAGCCCAUUUCCUACAUGGGAAGGGACAAACUAUACCAGAAAAACCAGAGUGAACAGAAUGGUAACCCCAAUAUGAACAACGUCAUGGGUGGAAAGGGCAGCUAUAAAAAUGAGAGCCUAGCACCAAAGGAUAAAAUUUUGAAUGAGGAAAAUUUUAUCGAAAAUAACCAAAUGAGUGAUAACGAUGUAGCAACAGGUUUGGGGCACGACUUCCAGAGGAAUAAAAAUGUUCCUACAAGUAAGAAUUCCAUGAUGAACCCAAAAAAUGUGUCCAAAAUGGGGGUAAACCAAGGGAAGCAUAAUGACGACAUGGUUGUGGACCACGAAAGAGCCACAAAUAAUUACCCAUUGAAACAGCAUAACUUUAAUAUGAAAAGAAACAUGUAUGCGAAUUACCCCAAUGCGUCGAAAAAUGAGAAAAAUAUGCCCCAUCAUAAGUACGCGGUGGAUAAGGAUGGAAAUCGGAAAAAAGAGCACCAGAAUUUUUCCCUAAGUACUAUAGACUCUAAUUUUUCUCAUCAAAAUGCUUUUGACAAAAAGUUCGGUUCUAAAUUUGUCGACCCACAUAUGAAGGAUAGAAUGGAGGGCAUUAAGGAAAACCCAGCUGAGUUUAAUGCCCCCUCCCUGGGUGAGGCCAAAGGAGAAGGUAAAAAAUAUCCCAAAAUUUUGGCCAACAAUAAUGAAAAGGGAAUGAGUGCAGCGGAUAGAGGUGGUGUCCCAUUAGGCGGUAACGAGGAGGAUGAAUACGUUCCCAUAGAUGAAUACAAUCACUGCGUCCAAGUGGUAGGUGUGGCCACCACCAAUAGUUGCGUGAACAAUAGUGCAGGUGGUAAUAACGCUAAGCAGUCAUUUAAGAAAGACGGGGGGGGGAAUGCUCCUAGUGGGAGUGGAAAUGCCAGCUUGGGGGAGAAGCAGAGAUUUUUUGACCGGGCAGAUAUAAAUGCUGCUUCGAAAAGUUACGAGUAUAAUGCAAUCGAUUCGGGCAAAGUGUCCCCAGAAUUUGGUAACGAUAGUGCAAAUAUGAUGACAUGUGAGGGGAGAGGCGGGAACGUGGAGAACGCAAAUGAUGCCGUCUCAAACGUGCCUGCGGUUAAUGUCAAUACAGUCAACCUGGCUAGUGCCAAUAGAGUGUCCAAGGGGAAUACAGCUGCUAAUACGCACCAUCUGAGAGAUAAGAAUCUCCCGCCAGGUGUAAAUCCGUAUGGCAGUACCCCCAAGUAUGAGGACGCUAAACAGGUGAGAAAACGUUCCAAUAAUAUGCAAGGGACGUAUAAAGGUAAGAAGGCCACGAUGUAUGAUCCUCCAAAUGAUGAAGACUACCAGAGGUACCCCUCAUCAGAGGAUUAUAAUAUUAAUAGUAAUAAUGGCAACCAUGUGAAUAAUUUUUUUUACGAAAAUGUGAAUGACAACGAGGAGGAGCGUAUCAGCGAAAACGCCAACGACGAUGUUGACUCGGAUGAGAAUGAGUACAACCCGAGAAAGGAACAUAAUUAUGCGAAUCGAAAAAUGAAUUAUAAGCACUACCCAGAGAGGAGUGUGAAGAGACUUCACCACGAUACCAUGAUGAAUUACCCAAAGGACAGUAAAAAAAGCGGCUCCUAUGGCCCUGCGUUUAAGACCUACUCGGGGGAGUAUUACCCCGACGAGGAGUGCACGGCCCAGAUGGACUGUGCUUAUGAGGAGUACCGGGAGGAGGCCUACCCCGACGUCUCCUACUCAGACAUGGAGAACCCUGAGGAUACGCGGAAUUACCAGCGGAGCUAUUCACACGACUCCAAAAGUGAAAAAGGCGCGCUCACAAUCAUCAGACUGCCAGCCGAGAACAAAAAACAAGUAAAGAAAAAAAAAAAGAACGUAGUUAGUUAUGGGAAGUCCCUAGUCGAAAUGUAUAGUACAGCCAUCCCGAUAAGCGAACAAGUGGACCCCUAUGCAUUAAAGGCACUCUCAAAGAACGAAAAUUUAAAUGAGAAAAUAUACGCACUGAUUCCAAAGUCAGUGGUUGAGGUUAGUGAAUAUGAUGAUGUUACUCACGUUACUUUGCAGUCCUCUUCGCCCCUCUUCGUUAAUCAAAAUGAUAAUGUGAAGCAGCACAUUAUAACCACCACGCACCAUCAGAAGAGCGAUGACAUUCCGAAUAUCGCGUCUUGUGUCGUUCCGGAGUCCGACGAGUCGUUGAAAGAGUCGCUGGAAAAGUCGAAGGAGUCCCUAAGCGGAGGAGAAAACGAUAAAAAUGUAAUGCAGCGUUGUGGUGAAUCGGCGUUAUGCACAUCCCUCAAGUCCAUAAUCAGGGGGACGUCGCUCAGAAACAAAAGCGGGUCGUCGCUGAGCGUCAAGUUUAAGCUGUCCCAAGGGGACCAGGAAAACAAAUCGCAAGGGAAAAAUGAAAACAAAAGUAAAUCCCUGAAGGGGGAAGAUAGUGAAAAGGAAUUAAAUAAAAAAAUAGAAGAUCACAUCCUAUCGGAAGAAUUAAGAAAUUUAAAAAUUGACAAAAGCGUUGCGGAGAAAAAAAGGGCUUCGAUAUUUGAUGAGCCCAAAACGAGACUGAGACAGGAGAAGAAAAGCGAACCAAAUAACAAAGUCGUUUUGGAUUCAAAUAAAGUAAAAAAUGCUACAGAAAUUAAGUUAAAAAAAAUUCAGCACGUUACUGGGUUGCUCGAAAAAUAUGACAUUCCGAACCCCUUCGAGAGCUACACCAUGGACCCCAUAGAUUACUCCCAGUUGGCUGGGAAGAAUAACAGCGCGAAGUUGAUGAGUCUGGCCCACACGGUUUCGAACAACUACUACAAGUACAUCCUAAAGAGCAUGGAAAAGGAAGAAAUUAAAGAAGUCUUCAACGAGAAGCGAAAAAAAAUGAUCCUCAAAUUGAUAGCCUUGCUAGGGAACCAAAUAAAUUCAGAAAUUAAGAAAAGAUUUGCGGAGGCCAAUGCGGAGGGCACCUCCAAGGAAGGGGAAAUGAAAAAAAAAGACAAUGUGAAGCCAAAAAUGAGCCCAAAGGAAAGGGAAAUAAAAGUUGAAGAACAUAAUUUGAUAUGCCAGUACUGGGAAAAGCAGAGCGAAUGCAUGAGCAUGCUAAUAAAGGAGUGGAAUAAGAUCUCCGAAAUUUUAGAAUCGAUAAACGUAGAUCCUAAUAACAUGGUUAGUUCUCUCAUCUCCCUGUAUGGUGAAAAAACGGUCAGCGAUUUUCACCUCAGCUUCGACCAGAUAAAGGAAUCCAACAUCGAGUUGGACGUAAACGUUGAUGACAUUUCCAUUCCGAACAUUGGGGAGCCCCCCGAGAAUAAGUUCGACCCGGCUGGGAUGACGGUGGAGAGCUUGAUUCAGGACAUGAAGUGGGACGCGGAUCUGGAGUUCUCACUUAACCAAAUAAGGGAAGAAUGGAAAAAUGAGAAUAAGCAGAAUAAGAAGCUGAUACAGAAGAAGAUCGUGGAAGGAAUAAAACACAGAAUAGGACUCCUGGACUACCUGAACAAAGUAGAAGUGAACCUGAACGCAUUCGCCAAAAUAAUCGAAGGGAGGAUGAUAUCGAAUGAUGACGUGAAAAGUCAGUUGAGGUCUAUGCAAGACUUAAAUGAGGAUGGAAUUUUGUCCAAACUUUUGGAAAACUUAGAAUGUAAUAAAAUGGACAUAAAUGCAGAUUCGUUUAAAACUCCGACGUCGUUUUUCAUUUCGCAUCAUUUGCCGAUGACUAUGUGUUCACUCAGUGAUAAGUCUAAAAUGGACGACGUGGAGGAGCCCGAGGAAAACGGAAGUAGCGGUAAUGGCAACGGUGGUGGCAGUGGAGAGGGAGGCGGCGACGGUAGUGGUGAUGGUAGUGGCGAUGGAAGUGGAAGUGGGAACGGAAGCGGAGGCGGAAGUGGAAGCAGCAACGACAAUGGCAAGGGAAAUGAUAACCAGAGUGAGCAUGAACAGAAUAAGGAAAACGAAAAGAAUUCCGAUGAAAAUACCAGUGAAGAGAAGCAAAGUGUCGACGAAGAGAAGGCCUAA